Messenger RNA from Rhopalosiphum padi (bird cherry-oat aphid), 3332 nucleotides. Its product is annotated as zinc finger MYM-type protein 1-like. Gene Ontology annotation, molecular function: protein dimerization activity. Bases 609 to 3332 code for a protein of 907 amino acids. Lineage: Eukaryota; Metazoa; Arthropoda; Insecta; Hemiptera; Aphididae. The record is from RefSeq and is a predicted model, not a curated record. The transcript is spliced from 6 exons.
GUGGUCAUAAUACCCCCCCAAUAAUUUGUUUUUAACUUUUCAGUUGGCCAUUUUACAUUUAUGAAAAUCUCAAUACUCAAUAUUGAGUACAUAAUGGCCAACUGAUAAUUAAUUGUACCUAUACGGCUACACGAUUAUGAUUUUGAUGUUGACUAGAAUUAAGCUUAUUAGUAUGCCUACUAAUAAUAUAUUCUACUAACUCUGGACUAGAAUAUUAUCAAUUACCACAGAACAAACCUAUAUUAUCUAUAGGCUAUUAUUGGAAAAAUAAGCUAUAAAUUGUUAUCAGUGCGUCAGUAAUAAUAAUAGGGAUAUAAAGUGGUGAGAGCCGAGGGAGAUUAUAAAUCCCAAUGUUAGUGGUACCAGUUGCUAUAAAUAGACAACCGAACGUGUUUGACUUGAUUUCUUCUAUGGCAUCUAAUUUGUUAUUGUUAAUUGUUAUAUGUAUGUAAUAUUGUGAUCAGUACAGCAGUCUAGCGGCAACCACUAUUAUUUACAAAAAUUAUAGGUUACGUUAUGCUUUAUUUAUUUAAUAUAAUAAUAUCGUUUAAUUUAAUGUGCGUGAUUUUUGAUUGAUGAAUACAAUUGUAUAACAGCCAUUAACAGAUAUGGGGAAAAGGAGAAAAGUCCAAUGUGAGUCAUGUGGAAGCAUUUUUAAUAAUGACUUUCAAAAAAAGCAUGAAAAUGCUCUUCAUGGUGGAAAACGAGUGAAAAUAAAAGUACCUGGAGCUCCUGCUAAUCCAUUUGUUGCAUCCAUGAGUUCUAAUAUGAAAUCAAAUGUAUUAGAAAAUGUUAAUUCGGAACUUGCAAGUACAACUAAUGUUCUAAUAGAUAAAAAUGAUGUGUCAACUGUUGCUAGUAUUAAUGUGAAUGACGUUAGCCACGACAUCAGCAAUGGCCAACAUAUAAACUUAUUAGAGAAUGUUAAUCUAAAAUGUCUUCCAUCAACAACUUCUGAAAGUAAAAAUAGUAAAACUAAUGAUUUAACAAAUAGUGUAUUGAAUUGUGCUGGACAAUUCAGAUACCUUUUUGAUUAUAUAAAACUAUGCAAACCUAUUAUUCACAAUUUUCAAGAAUCUGAAGUAUUAAAUGCUUACAAAAUAGUAGUUGAAAUAAAAGAAGCUAUAGAUAAUAUUAUAAAAAUUUCAAAUUCUGUACUAGAAAAAUGUAAUGAUGUAACAACACAACUUGAGAGUCAAUCUGGGAAUGCAUCUGAAGUAGAAGUGAUUGAUAGUGUAGUUGAACAUGAUCCAGGAAAAAGGACAAACAUUAUUUCUGAUAAUCAACGUCAGUAUUUAGUAAUGUUGGGGCCUCAUCAACCAAAGUUGAAUGUUUAUCCACGAACAGCAAAAUAUAGUUUUAAAUAUUCAUGGUUUGAAGAAUUCCCACAUUUAGAGUAUAGCAUAGUUAAGGAUGCAGCGUUCUGUUAUGUUUGCUAUCUUUUUCCUCGUGGCGUUGGAAGGGAAAAAAGUGAAAAUAACUGGACUGUUAUAGGAGUGAAAAAUUGGAAAAAAAUGAAAGGUAAUAAUGGGACAAACAAUGUUGGAAAGUUAAAAAAACAUUUUGGUUCUGAAACACAUAAGGCGGCACUUUAUGAGUUUUGUCAUUUUAUGAACAAAAAUAAUCAUAUUGACAUAAUGCUUGAUAAAAAUAAAAGACAAAAAAUUAUUCAAGAAGAACGAGACCGUGCUUUUCACACUGAAGUAAUAUCUAUUUUACUUGAUGUUGCCAAAACUCUCGGUAGACAAAAUUUAGCAUUUAGAGGUCACGCUAAUGAUGAAAAUGGAAAUUUCAAACAAAUAAUAUAUCUUAUAUCUAGACAUUGUCCAUUAUUGAGAGAGUGGUUAGAUUCUUCUAGAUUUAGACCAUAUCAUACCAAUUAUAUGAGUCCCAAAUCUCAAAAUGAGUUUAUAAAUAUUUUAGGAAGUUCAAUAAAAAGCAGUAUUUCAAAAAAAGUUAAUGACGCUAGGCAAUUUGCAGUGAUGGCAGAUACAACACCAGACUUAUCGCACAAAGAUAUUUUAUCUGUUGUAGUCCGCUUUGUUAAUGACAAAGGAAAACCAGAAGAAAGGUUGCUUGAAGUUCGUGAAAUUGUAGACAAGACCGGAAAAGGAAUGGCUAAUGAAAUCUUAGAUACAUUACGUACUAAUAAUUUAGAUCUUCAAAAUUUAGUUUUUCAGUCAUAUGAUUUUGCAAAUAAUAUGUCUGGUCAAUUUAAUGGUGCUCAACAAAAAAUAUCUGAAGCUAUUGGACGUAAAAUUCCAUAUAUUCCUUGUAAUGCCCAUAGAAUCAAUACUUUUAUUGAGCAUGCGUGUGAUUCCAGUUUAAUAGUAUCUGACUUAUUUUCAAUAGUUCAAGAACUAUAUGUUUUUUUUUCAUCAAGUACAAAACGAUAUGGACCUCUAUUGAACAAACUAAAUGAAAUAGAAAAUUCUCUUAAAUUGAGAAAUUUAUCACAAACAAGGUGGACAGCACGUGCUGAAGCUUUAAAAUCAUUAUGGACAUCAUAUCCAAUUAUUAUUGAUAAUAUUAUGUAUAAACUAAAACUGUUAACUGAAUGUCUUGAAUCAGUUGAAUUAAACAUAACAGAUGCUACUUUAUUUAUUUCAAGUACUCUAAAAUCAUUAGAUAUUAUAAAUUCUGAUUCUGAAAAUAUGGAUAACCUUAUCCAAAGUGCUGUAGUUUUUUUGAAAAAAUAUGAAGUUGAUGCAGAAAAAGAAUUUUCUGUACGACACCGUCGUCGAAUUGCACCAAAAAAUUUGGACAGUAAUAGAAGUAAUGCUUCUGAAUUUUCCUUUCACUCAUUUUAUAGAAAAGAGUUUAAAAUGGUCUUAGAUAAAUUGAAUGGUUUAAUAAAAGAUCAUCUUGAGAAAUCUAUAAAUGAUAUUAAGCCAUUAUACAGUAUGUUUAAACCACCAUUUUCAAAAGAAUUGUUGACGGAAACUCUUAUUCAAGAUGCAAUACAAUUUUUACCAAAUAAUGUUGAAAUUGAUCCAUUAACAGUGCAGUGUGAACUGGAAGUGCUCUAUGAUCAAUGUCAAAAUAAAAGCACUAUGAGUGACCUAGCAAUAGUUUCUCAUGAAUUGAAAACUGCUUUGCCGUUGGCCAAUCUAUUAUGUCGCUUAUCAUGUACAGCACCUGUAACCGUUGCUGGCAAUGAAAGGUCAUUUAGCAAAUUGAAAACAGUCAAAAACUAUUUAAGAACAACCCAAGAAGACUCUAGAUUAAAUAAUUUGAUGUUGCUUUCUUCUGAAAAAGAUUUAGUAGAUAAAAUUUCUUUAAAUGAAAUGGCUCAAAAAUGGUUUAAUGAUGAAAUGGCUCCAACAAAAUAA